Molecule: messenger RNA, 546 nt
Organism: Brenthis ino (lesser marbled fritillary)
Lineage: Eukaryota; Metazoa; Arthropoda; Insecta; Lepidoptera; Nymphalidae
Source: the annotation of a GenBank genome assembly
AUGUCUCACGCAUUCUAUGCGGACGCUUGGCAGAAAUCGAAACGUAGAAACAGGCUAUGGUAUCAGGAAAAUUUAAUGCCAGCUUUAUUGGCGGCUAAGGAGAGACGAGUGCGGGAAAUUGACGCUUCCAUAGCACUUGCUAAUGAACUUUUAGAAGCUUAUAAAGAACCUUUAGUAAAGCCGAAGCCGGUUCCUUUAUAUGAACUUGUUCCCUUAGAGGAUGACAAUCUUAUGAAACCGAUAGAACCAGAUGUAUUAAAUCUAUUGUAUGGAUGUACCGAGAAAGGUGCAGCUAGACAAUAUCUUAGGGCUAGAUAUAAAAAGGCUCCGGAGGACAAAUUCUACUUUCGCUUAACGUCGAACUGGGAUUACGGCUGGCAGCAAAAGCAGUCCCGUCUCAAAGCCCGCGACGUGAACCGCGGCCGCUGCGCCAUACUACGGGACACGUUCUACCGCAAGAGCAACCUCGCGCCCGACCCGCCGCACUACUCGAGCCCCGCCGGCGGAGAGUUCUCCAUAUGCAGCGAAUAUUCAUGCAACGCUAAU